Pogoniulus pusillus (Red-fronted tinkerbird) is the source of this 4142-nucleotide messenger RNA. RefSeq names its product syntaxin 1A (gene STX1A). Gene Ontology annotation, biological process: exocytosis; intracellular protein transport; synaptic vesicle fusion to presynaptic active zone membrane. Lineage: Eukaryota; Metazoa; Chordata; Aves; Piciformes; Lybiidae. The transcript is spliced from 10 exons. Gene Ontology annotation, molecular function: SNAP receptor activity; SNARE binding. The coding region runs from base 79 to 945 and encodes 288 amino acids. The record is from RefSeq and is a predicted model, not a curated record. Gene Ontology annotation, cellular component: endomembrane system; synaptic vesicle; SNARE complex.
CCGCCCGGUUGCGCGCAUGUGCCGCGCGCGCCCCUCCCCCGCGCGGCGGCCGGACCCAGCGGUGGCGGCCAGGGCACGAUGAAGGACCGGACCGGGGAGCUGCGCGCCGCAAAGGACAGUGAUGAUGAUGAUGAAGUCACCGUCAGUGUGGACCGGGACCGCUUCAUGGAUGAAUUCUUUGAGCAGGUGGAAGAAAUUCGAGGGUUCAUCGAUAAGAUUUCGGAGAACGUGGAGGAAGUGAAGAGGAAGCACAGUGCCAUCCUGGCUUCGCCCAACCCCGACGAGAAAACGAAGGAGGAGCUGGAGGAGCUGAUGUCUGACAUAAAGAAGACGGCGAACAAAGUGCGCUCCAAACUAAAGAGUAUUGAGCAGAGUAUUGAACAAGAGGAAGGGCUCAACAGGUCAUCUGCUGACCUGCGGAUAAGGAAGACUCAGCACUCGACGCUGUCGCGCAAGUUCGUGGAGGUGAUGUCGGAGUACAAUGCCACACAGACCGACUACCGGGAGCGCUGCAAGGGCAGGAUCCAGAGGCAGCUGGAGAUCACUGGCAGGACCACCACCAGCGAGGAGCUGGAGGAUAUGCUGGAGAGUGGCAACCCUGCCAUCUUCUCCUCUGGGAUCAUUAUGGACUCAAACAUCACCAAGCAGGCACUGAAUGAGAUUGAGACACGGCACAGUGAGAUCAUCAAACUGGAGAACAGCAUCCGGGAGCUGCAUGACAUGUUCAUGGACAUGGCCAUGCUGGUGGAGAGCCAGGGCGAGAUGAUCGACCGCAUCGAGUACAACGUGGAGCACUCGGUGGACUACGUGGAGCGGGCAGUGUCGGACACCAAAAAGGCAGUGAAGUACCAGAGCAAAGCCAGACGGAAGAAGAUCAUGAUCAUAAUCUGCUGCGUGAUCCUGGGUAUCGUCAUUGCCUCCACCUUCGGCGGGAUCUUCGGCUAGACUCACCCCACGGGACUCUUUGCGUGCCAUGGACGGAGCCGCGCCGCGGGGCCGCAGCCGGGCCGGAGCGAGCGGCGCAGCCCCGGAGCCUCCCAGCAGCAUUUCAGUUUCUAAUGCAUGGUUGUUUGUGACGCUGUGUGUGCGGUGCGGUGCGUCUGUGUGGAGGGAGCGCCGGCCCCGGGGCGCAGGCAGGGUGCAGGGGUCGGGACGGUGAUGGGCCCGAGGGCGACCCGAGGAGGGGAACCCAAGCUCUCAUCACUGCUCCAGCCUGGGUGGCUGGUUGGGGCCAGGCUGGGGACGCAGGUGCUCUUGGGCACUGCUGCUCCUCCUGUGCUGGGUUAGUGACGGCUGAGGAAGAGGAGGGACCGAUGAAGGGUGUGAGGGGUCCUUGGGAGCACAGCACCCAGUCAGCCUCCCCCAGCUUCCCCAUCCCCUCCAGCCAGAACUGUCCUGUCUGUCCAGCUGCAUCUGUGCUUGCAAACAUCUUUCCUUGGGCUGCUUCUCUCUCGGGGCCCUUUCCCAGGGGUGCUCUCUUGCCAGGCUCUGUCUCCCUCCCUCCUUGCCCAGGGCUCUGCUGCUCUGCUGACAGCCGGGCUGCCUGCCCUGGGCAAGCCUAUGCCCUGGUGUGGGUGCCAGGGGCUGGAUGUGUUGCUGCUGGCGCUGAGUGGCUGAUGGAGCCGUGUGGGAUGAGGAGCUACUACCCAAGUCAUCACAGAUGUGUGGGGAUGGGGACAGACCACUCGAAGACCUGUGCUGCACCCUGGUGCUGGCCUGGCAGGGCAGGAGUGCACAGGUACUUUAAGGUCAGCAUGUUUCACGGGCUGCUUGCCCUGCACUGAAGCCUCAUUGUUCUGUUCUCAGCCCUGCACAGGGUGGUCUUACCUCAUACUGCCCCCAGGCCUGGGCUCUGGCCAGUGGAGCUGGAGGCUGGCUCAGAUUCUCUCAGCCCCCUGCAGCAUUUGCCUGGGAGUAGGGCUGCUUCCAGACUCACUUCUCCAGGCAGGCACCCACACCUCGGGGCUGGAAGCAGUUAGGUUUCUCCUGUUGUGGUCCCAGGAGCAGCCCUUACUGCAUCCACCCCCUGCAAGCUAGGAGCAGCAGCCUUCCUCCUCCUUUAUCCUACCAGCUCUUGAGCAGGGCACUGCCUGACUGUUCCAUCCGGCUCUCUGCCACCUCUUGGCAUCUGCCUGCCCCUCCUUGCACAGUGCCCUUCUGCCUGCUCCUCCCUUGGGCUGUCCAGCGAGGCACCUGCACUUGGUGGCAUGCUGUGGGAGCACCUGGGUGCCCUCUGUCAUACCCACUAUUUGUAUACAACCACUGUGGGGUGACCUGAGCCUGCUGGCAGCUUGGAAGGGCCCUGUGUUGCCACUGCCCUGUUUUCCUCAGGCUGGGGGUGGGCAGGACUCUGUCCUCACAUUCCUCUGGAGACUCCAAGGCCCCAGCUGGCCCACGCACAUGCCAAAGCACCACAGAACAGCCCAGAGCAGGAUGGACACCUAGGGCCAAGCUCACAGGCAGAGACUGGCAUAAGUUCAGAUGCCAGCAGCACAAAAAGGGCACUGAUGGCAGUAAGUACUCCAGCUGCAGGCAGAAAUAUCACCUCCCUGCGCCCACCAGGUUGAGGGGCUGCACCACCCUGGCCGAGUGCUGUCACACGGGUGCUAGCCCAGUGUGUGGUGGGCACAGGGUGAAAGGCAACAGGGCUGUAAAGACCUGGUGCUGCCUUCCCCAGGUGCAGCCCUGCCCGGCAGCAACCCAGACACGGAUCUUUCCCUGCCACUGUUUUUACCUGAGGUCCCAAAAUACAAACCCUGACUGCAUUCAGCUGCCCUUGGGAAGUGUGUCCAGCCUCAUCCCAAACUCCUAGCAGGUGUGGCCAUGGAAACAGCCAGGACUGGAGCCCUCUUGCUUCACAGUCCCGUGAUUGAGGUGAGCCAGAGGCGCUGCAGCCUGUGUGCAAAGGGCUUGGGGCACCAGCAGCCCUGCAAGCAGCAGGCUGGCUCUGGAGCACCCUCUCCAGGGCAGGAAGCAGGCAUGGGCAGGGUCUUUGGCAACAGGAGGUGAUGGCACAAGUGUCUACUGCUCCUGCCCCUGUGCAGCUCCCUGCCACCACAGUCUCUGCUCUGCACUGGGCCCCUCCUCUGGGAAGCAAUAACACUGCUGGCAGGGCUGCUCCUGGGCAGGCAGCAAAGGCACCCCUCAGGCGCCCACCCUGCAGCCAUGCCCACUGCUAGCACAAGGUGACUUUUUCUGUCGUUGUUUUUGUUUUGUGGCACAAGCUCACCUACCAUCAGGGCUGUGGCCCACUCCUGCCAAGGCACAAGGCCCAGAACAGCACUGGUGGGAUUCUGGCACUUGCUCCUUCUUUGUUGGUACCACCAGCGCCAGCAGCCCUCCCCCCCUGCCCCCAGCAGCAGAAGCCAGAUGGGGCCACAGUCAACAACUCUGCCAGUGGCACUUCCCUGGAGGUCCCACAGGCAGUGGUGGUGCCAGGCCAUGACACGAGGGAGGCCGAGGAGCAGGCUGCCACUGCUGCCCCACAGGCAGGCUCACGCUGUCCUCGCUGCGAGGGGAGGGUGUUUUGGUGCAAUAAUUCCCCCCUGCACUAUGGGAAGCCCCCUUCAGUUCAGCUCCUUUUUACCUAUCUGUCGUUGCAUGUACAAACCAAAUCACCAAACGUGUGGUUGUGCUUUGGGAAGACAUUUCACUUUUUCUUUCUAGCCCCUUCCCCCACCUCCCCCAAAAUCCCCAGUUCGCCCCAGUCCCCUGCCACCCUCAGCCCGCUUGUCCUUUGAGUUCCACCACCUCUGUCCAAGUGCCACCUGCCCUCCCAGCGCCGGGAGCCUGCCGCUGCAGUAUUCCACGAGCAGUGUGGGGCAUGCACAGCUUGCACUCGAACUGGGGAUUGUUUCUUUUGUAAUUAAUGUACUUGAAGGCUUUCCGAGCCCCCCCCCGCCCCCCCGUGGAGUUGUACUGUUGCUGUACUGUGAGCUAAGUGUCCUUGUUUUCUAUGUGGAUCUUGACCCUGGCUUGCUCUGUCUCACUGGGCUGGAUGACACUCUAUGUUGCCACUUUCCUCCUUCACCUUUUUCCUCCCCCUCUCUGCUAGCCUCCCUUUCUCCUCCCAAAGCUUUGGGUGCAAAACAGCUUCCCAUUUUGUGGAAUUUUUAUGUAGAAUAAACAUUUGUAACUGUAAA